Staurois parvus is the source of this 274-nucleotide messenger RNA. The record is from the annotation of a GenBank genome assembly. NCBI's taxonomy places the organism in Eukaryota, Metazoa, Chordata, Amphibia, Anura, Ranidae.
UCUGGAAGCUGGACAAAAAUUAAAGUGCUUCUAAAACAGGGGCGGACUGACCAUUUGGAAACUCGGGCACUGCCUGAGGGCCUGGGGUCAGUAGGGGGCCCCAUGAGAUGCCCCUGGUACCUUUUUCAUAGGCUUUUUUGAGUUUGGGCAAGGAUACAGGGGCCCCAUGAUCCCCUAUUGCCUGGCCCGGGGUCAGUAGGGGGCCCCAUGAGAUGCCCCUGGUACCUUUUUUCAUAGGCUUUUUUGAGUUUGGGCAAGGACACAGGGGCCCCAU